UCCUAUCCAUCAAUGGCAAAUCAUGUGAAGAAAGGGUCGUGGACGGCGGACGAAGACUCCUUGCUUUCCCAUUACGUUACUCUUCACGGCGAGGGCCACUGGAACUCCGUCGCUCAUUCUACCGGGUUGAAGAGAACCGGGAAAAGCUGUCGCCUGAGGUGGCUGAAUUAUCUCCGCCCCAAUGUCCGCCGUGGAAAUAUUACUCUUCAAGAACAGCUUGUCAUUCUUCAACUUCACUCCCGUUGGGGCAAUCGGUGGUCGAAAAUAGCUCGGUUUCUACCGGAAAGAACCGACAACGAGAUAAAAAAUUACUGGAGAACCCGAGUUCAAAAGCAAGCCAAACAGCUCAAGUGUGAUGUUAAUAGUAAGCGUUUUCGUGACACGAUGAGAUUGGUUUGGAUCCCCCGCUUGGUCGAGCGUAUUGCAGCCACCUCUGGUCAAUCUUUGCCGGCGUGCACCGAGACCUCCACGUCAACUCCUACAAUUUCAGAAUCCACGUGGGAUGACAAUAGUGUCAAUGCGGACACGUCAGGUUGGGGAGACGGGUUUGAGGCGGGUUGGUGGGAAGAAGACGGGGUUGAGUCAUCAUUUGAGAGCUUGUGGACUGAGGAAAACAUUCGUUUCUUACAACAACAGCUGUUUGAUUAG
Molecule: messenger RNA, 648 nt
Organism: Cucurbita maxima (winter squash)
Lineage: Eukaryota; Viridiplantae; Streptophyta; Magnoliopsida; Cucurbitales; Cucurbitaceae
Product: transcription factor MYB108-like
Exons: 3
Coding region: 13-648 (211 amino acids)
Biological process (GO): regulation of DNA-templated transcription
Cellular component (GO): nucleus
Molecular function (GO): sequence-specific DNA binding; DNA-binding transcription factor activity
Source: RefSeq, a predicted model, not a curated record